This is a messenger RNA of Macrosiphum euphorbiae (potato aphid), 699 nucleotides long. NCBI's taxonomy places the organism in Eukaryota, Metazoa, Arthropoda, Insecta, Hemiptera, Aphididae. The record is from the annotation of a GenBank genome assembly.
AUGGAAAAUAGUUUUCCACAAAUAUGGAAAAUAAUAGAUAUUCCCCACUGUGGUCAAAUGAAAAAAUUUAUAUUUCAAGAAAUACCAGAACAUUAUUAUGAUGAAAUUAUUAAUAAAUAUGCACAUGAAUUUUUUUCUGAAGAAAUUAUAUACCGUACUUGUAAUUUCUUGAAUGAUCCAGUAUCUUUAUUAGAUAUGGAAAAUAAAUAUAGAAAAUAUUUAGCUCAAAAAAUGUCAAUUGGCGUAUUUGAAUAUAUAGAAAACGAUGAAAAUAAAUUAGUAGGUCUUAAUUUAUUAUUUCGCAUGAAUAAUAAAUCAAUGAAUUCUAUGCAAUCAAUCUCAACUUACUACGAACAAAUUAAUAACUACCUACAAACUGUUUUCAAGAGUUAUGCUGAACAAUUAAUUGGCAAUAAAGAUUAUCUGGCAUCAGAUAUGUUAUUUGUUCGUAAAGAUUACCGCAACAUUGGCUUAGCUCUACAGCUGUUGGAAUUAAGAAAUUAUGUUGGAAAAAAAUAUAAUUUGAAAUAUACAAUCAGUCUUUUUACUAGUAACACUGCUCAAAAAUUAGCUGAAAAAGUUGGUUUUACAGGAAAUCGUGUAUAUAAUUGUAAUGAUGCAGUAGACAAUGAAAAAAAUUUUCUAUUUCCUUUGUUAAAAGAUAAAAGUGGAACGUGUAUGAUUAAAUAUAUUUCAUAA